GUGAUCAAGAUGAGUGGAUUGGGAGAAAACUCCUUGGAUAGCUUGACCAAUGAGUCAAGGAAGCGCAAGCCAUUGCCCUGUGAUACUCCAGGUGCAAGUCUGACCUGCAGUGGUGAGAAGCGUCGGCGCGAGCAGGAAAGCAARUACAUUGAAGAACUGGCUGAACUGAUAUCUGCUAAUCUGAGUGACAUUGACAAUUUCAAUGUCAAACCAGACAAAUGUGCUAUUUUAAAAGAAACCGUGAGACAGAUUCGGCAGAUAAAAGAACAAGGAAAAGCAGUUUCUAAUGAUGAUGAUGUUCAGAAAGCUGAUGUAUCUUCUACGGGUCAAGGAGUUAUUGAUAAGGAUUCAUUGGGACCUCUUUUAUUACAGGCAUUGGAUGGAUUCCUGUUUGUUGUAAAUCGAGAUGGGAACAUAGUAUUUGUUUCAGAAAAUGUCACACAGUAUCUGCAGUAUAAACAAGAAGAUUUAGUUAAUACAAGUGUCUAUGGUAUAUUGCACGAGGAAGACCGGAAGGACUUCCUUAAAAAUUUACCUAAAUCUUCAGUUAAUGGAGUUGCUUGGACCAAUGAAACACCAAGACAGAAGAGUCAUACGUUUAAUUGCCGAAUGAUGGUGAAAGCCUCUCAUGAUCUUUUGGAAGAUGUUGGCAGCCACCAGGAUACACGUCAGCGAUAUGAAACAAUGCAGUGCUUUGCUUUAUCUCAGCCAAGAGCUAUGAUGGAGGAGGGGGAAGACUUGCAAUCCUGUAUGAUUUGUGUGGCGCGUCGGAUCACAACUGUGGAAAGAGUAUUUCCAACAAAUCCAGAGAGCUUUAUUACGAGACAUGACCUUUCAGGCAAGCUUGUCAACAUUGACACAAACUCAUUAAGGUCUUCCAUGAGACCUGGCUUUGAAGAUACGAUUCGUCGGUGCAUUCAGAGAUUCUUAUGCCAUAAUGAUGGACAGUCAUGGUCAAACAAACGCCACUAUCAUGAAGCUUAUACACAAGGUCAUGCAGAGACACCCUUGUACCGGUUCUCUUUGGCGGAUGGUACGAUCGUGACAGCGCAAACCAAGAGUAAACUGUUUCGAAAUCCCGUAACAAACGACCGCCAUGGAUUUGUGUCUACCCACUUUCUUCAAAGAGAACAGAACGGCUAUCGACCAAAUCCUAGUUCAGUUGGGCAGAACAUGAGAGCGCCCGUGGCCGGGAGCACGAAUGCUGUUGGUGGCAUGAUGACCAUGUCACCGGGUCAAGUUGUGCCGAUGCAGAGCAGGAGCUACGGCGUGGCAGACCCCAGUGCCGUGGGGCAGCUGGGCAGCACCAGAUAUGGAGGCCCUGGGAAUAUGGGGCCAAUAAACUCUGGACCAGGAAUGCAGUCCUCCACUUACCAAAAUAAUAAUUAUGGUUUAAAUAUGAGUAGUCCACCACAYGGGAGUCCUGGCUUAACUUCCAACCAACAGAACCUAAUGAUAUCCCCUAGAAAUCGAGGGAGUCCAAAAAUGAAUUCACACCAGUAUUCUCCCGUGACAGGGAUGCACUCUCCAAUGGGAUCUGCCAGCAACACCAGUAACAGCACUUUCUCUAGCAGUUCUCUUAGUGCUCUUCAAGCCAUUAGUGAGGGGGUUGGAACUUCCCUUCUAUCUACACUUUCUUCACCUGGUCCAAAACUGGAUAAUUCUCCAAACAUGAGCAUAGCUCAGCAAAGUAAAACGAGCACCCAGGACUCAAAAAGCCCAUCUGGUUUGUAUUGUGAGCAAAACCAAGUGGAAAGUACCGUGUGCCAGUCAAACAGCAGGGAGCUUCUUAGUGAAAAGGACAGUAAAGAGGGAAGYCUAGAGGCAUCUGAAAGUCAGAGAGGACCAUCUGAAAGCAAAGGGCAUAAGAAGUUGCUUCAGCUACUCACGUGCUCUUCAGAUGAAAGAGGACAUUCCACAGCAUCAAACUCACCUUUAGACUCUAACUGUAAAGAAUCUUCUACCAAUGUUACGAGCCCUUCUGGAGUUUCCUCGUCAACGUCUGGAGGGGUGUCUUCCUCCUCAAACAUGCAUGGGUCACUCCUGCAAGAGAAGCACAGGAUUUUACAUAAAUUAUUGCAGAAUGGUAAUUCUCCUGCAGAGGUAGCCAAGAUCACAGCUGAAGCUACUGGCAAAGACACAUAUCAUGAUGCUGGUAACACAGCUGCCUGUGGAGAAAGCACUGUCAAACAGGAACAACUGAGCCCAAAGAAGAAGGAAAACAAUGCUUUACUGAGAUACCUACUAGAUAAAGAUGAUGUUAAGGACCCGCUUUCCAAAGAGUUAAAGCCUAAAGUAGAAAGCGUGGAUAAUAAAAUGGGACAAUGCAGCAGUUCUACUCUUCCUACCUCUAGUCAAGAAAAAGAGGUUAAAGUAAAAGCAGAGCCAACAGAAGAGAUGAGUGGAGACUUGGAUAAUUUGGAUGCAAUUUUAGGUGAUUUGACUAGCUCAGAUUUUUACAAUAAUGCUAUGUCUGCAAAUGGAAAUAGCCUUGGAACAAAGCAAGCAUUAUUUCAAGGAACCACCCCAUUGAGUAUGAGAAGUCCACAGGCUGCGCAGACCGCUCACCCGCCCUUCAACAGAGCCAUGUCUUUAGACAGCCCUGUGGCUUCAAGCCCUCCAGUGAGGAAUGUCAAUGCGUUCUCCAUGUUACAAAAGCAAAACUUGAUGGGUGGAAGUCCAAGAAUGAUGGAAAACCAGGAAAAUUUUGGAGCAACUCUGGCCAGUGGGCCCAACAGAAACGUAGCUCUGAAUCAGCAUCCCUCAGGAGACUGGGGUCUGCCAAACCCAAAGGUUAACAGAUUGGAGACAACAAGCUCUGCCUCGAUGCUGAGGCCGGGACCCGAGUUCAGUGCCGCCCUUCCCAGAGCCGCCAUGGGUGGAUCUGUGCCUGGGCUGCCCGUUCGUUCCAGCAGUGUCCCUGGUACCAGACCAAUGCUACAACAGCAAAUGAUUCACAUGAGGCCGAAUGAGAUUAACAUUGGUAUGAGUGGGAAUCCUUAUGGACAGCCAGGAGCGUCUAACCAGCCUGGAUCAUGGCCUGAUAACAUGCUGUCCAUGGAGCAAGCGUCUCGGGGUUCCCAAAACAGACAAUUAGUUAGGAGCUCUUUGGAUGACCUUUUGUGCCCAGGAGCCAAUGUGGAAGGGCAGAGCGAUGAAAGGGCCCUUUUAGAUCAGCUGCACACUUUGCUGAGCAACACGGAUGUCACCGGCCUGGAAGAAAUUGACAGAGCACUAGGAAUUCCUGAUCUCGUAAACCAAGGCCAAGCGCUGGAACAGAAGCAAGAUUCAUUCCAAGGUCAGGAAUCUGCAGUUAUGAUUGACCAGAAGUCUUCGCUGUAUGCACAGCCCUAUCAGGGGCAAGGGGCAGCAAUGCCAGGAGGCUUUAGUAACAUUCAGGGACAACAGCCAUCCUUUAAUUCAGUGAUGAAUCAGAUGAGCCAACAGAGCAAUUUUCCACUGCAGAGCAUGCAUCCUAGAGCAAAUGUGAUGAGACCUCGGACCAACACACCAAAGCAGCUCCGCAUGCAGCUCCAGCAGAGGCUUCAGGGGCAGCAGUUUAUGAACCAGACCCGUCAAACACUUGAAAUGAAAAUGGAAAAUCCAGGCAGUGGCAAUACCUCRGUGAUGAGACCAGUUAUGCAGCAGCAGGUGGGAUCACAGCAGCAAGGUUUUCUUAAUGCUCAGAUGGUGGCUCAGCGUAACAGGGAGCUGAUAAGUCAUCAUUUUAGACAACAGAGGAUGGCAAUGAUGAUGCAGCAGCAACAGCAACCUCAGGCUUUCAGUCCACCACCAAACGUGACCGCCUCAGGAAGCAUGGAUGGUGCUUUGACGGGCCCUCCAAUGGCUCAMGUUCCUCCACAGCAAUUCCCCUAUCCACCCAAUUAUGGACUAAGCCAACAACCUGAUCCUGCCUUUAGUAGGGUGUCAAGUCCUCCCAACCCAAUGAUGUCAUCAAGAAUUGGAGCCUCCCAAAAUCCUAUGAUGCAGCAUCCUCAGACAGCAGCAAUGUAUCAGUCUCCCGAGAUGAAAGGCUGGCCAUCGGGAAGCAUGACCCGGAGCAGUUCCUUUCCGCAGCAGCAGUUUAGCCAUCAAGGCAAUCCUGCAGCCUACAGUAUGAUGCACAUGAAUGGCAGCAGUGGCCAUAUGGCACAGAUGAACAUGAAUACCAUGCCCAUGUCGGGGAUGCCUAUGGGUCCAGACCAGAAAUACUGCUGACACCUAAGCCCAUGAUCUCCAGACAAGAAUGCGCUCUAUUAAUGAUGCACUAGUGUUACAAAGGAAAGCUGCGCAUUCUCCUUGGCAACUAGUACUGGCCUUAUGGAAAUAAGUGKUUUUUUUUUCCAGCUAGUCACCAUAUGUCCUAAGUUACUUCAUUCAGAAGGGAAAAAAAAAAAUCAAAAAAAAAAAAAGAAUUCAUAGAAGCAGUCUCUGUAUUACUGUAUAUUAUGUUGUACAAAAAAGAUCUUAAAUAUUUUUGGCGCUCUGUCUCUAGAAAUGUGAAUUUGGCAAUAGCAUUUUAGUAAAUAUGAUGGGUGCAUUCCUGGUAGGCCAUGUCUAUUUACUGUAGCUAUCCAAAGCCCUUGAACUACAGGCAGACAAGUGCCUGGAGAAGUCAUGGUGGUAAGAAUUUUCUGAUUUCUCUAGUAAGAAUAUCUGACAGAGAAUGUAGUUCCUAGCCUUGACUCUUUUAUAUGAAUUCCUGAAUAUAAAUGCUGCUUUUAAUCUCUUAUCCCCAAGAGUCAGGAUUUCCCCAGCAAAGUAGCGGUGCAAAAUGAAUUGGCACGUACUAUUCCAGAAUCCUGUCUAAUGAUGUCACGGGGUAAAAAAGAGAGGAAAAUAAAUUUAAAUUAUUUAAAAACAAUUGUGACUAAUAUUUACAUAUUGAUGUGCAGCUGAGUGCACUUUAUAGAAGACUAUAUAAUGGAUUAAUGCAAUAUCUUUGAUAAGGACUUAGUAUGAAGUAGCGUGUACUCAUGUUCCUUCUUGAACACAAUCUCUUCAGAGUUAUUUGGAAGACUGCAUAAUGUAAUGUUUUCUGUGUUUGGAAGUUAGAGCAAUAAUCUUUAAUCUUUUUAAAAAUAAACUUCAGAAAACUCAAGGCCAGGCACUGCUGUCUGAAUCAGAAUUUUGCAGUCUUUUUUGUGAAUAAAUUUUGUAUAUAUGAUCUUUAAGAUACUGUAUUAUAUAUUAUGACUUUUGUAGAUCACUAACUCAUUUUUGCAGAGUUUGUGAAGCUAAAUAUUUAACAAAGUUGGUUUCUGUAAACUAAGUGUAGUUGAGGUCCAAUAGAUUUUUUUUUUUAAUUAAAUUUAAUGUCUUUGAAGUUGGGUGACUUUGCCCCAUAUCUCUCUCCCCCUCAUUUUUGGUCUUUGACACAUCAUUUAUUUUUACAUCUUUAACGUAUAGCUUUUUAUAAAAGACCGAUUGCUAAAUGCUUUCUCCAUCUGUGAGCACUUUGUUACAUUUCUUUUUACAUAAGGCAAUUUUACAAAAAGACUCUGCAUUGUAAAAAUGUUGUGACUUGUCAGGACAGUCAUAGCAUAUAUAUAUAUGUGUUCCCUUUUCAGUUGAUGUAUCUGGAUUAUGUCUUUUUUUGGUUAAUGUUAAUGAACUAUAAAUGUUCUUCAGAAGAGGUCUGUCUAUUGCAAAGUAUUUGUUUUUGCAGGACAUGCAGACAUCAUGUAGGGUUAUCACGUCACACACAACCAAAUGUCGGCACCUCCUUGAAUUGUUCUCAUCAUAAUGAAUGUAUUUUUCUAAGCAGGUUUCUCUCAUAUCACUGUUUAAGUUUGGUUACAAAAUUAGUCAUACGGCUUGCUGAUGGAUGUGUUAGUUCUCUGUUUUGGUUCCCCAAAUGACGAUCC
Messenger RNA from Nothoprocta perdicaria, 5867 nucleotides. It is a transcript of the gene NCOA3, whose product is annotated as nuclear receptor coactivator 3. The coding region runs from base 10 to 4218 and encodes 1402 amino acids. NCBI's taxonomy places the organism in Eukaryota, Metazoa, Chordata, Aves, Tinamiformes, Tinamidae. Gene Ontology annotation, cellular component: nucleus. Gene Ontology annotation, biological process: positive regulation of transcription by RNA polymerase II; cellular response to hormone stimulus. The record is from RefSeq and is a predicted model, not a curated record. Gene Ontology annotation, molecular function: nuclear receptor binding; protein dimerization activity. The transcript is spliced from 21 exons.